AUGGACUUCCAGCUCAGCCAUGUGCAACCCAGCGGCGCGUGCAGAGUGCUCCUCCGCGAUCCCUUGAGCCCCAGGAAGGAAGUUGCGGAAGCUGCCUCUGCUUUGAACCUUCUCAGGGUUUGGAUGGAGCAGCCGCCGGUCAAGAGAGCCCGUCUCCUUGAGCCGGCUUCCAUGGCAGCCACGCCUCAUCAGUACUUCCAAGAUGUAGCGGUGGAGCUUUGGAAGCCUGCGAAGAAUUUGGACAGCUUUGAUGUCAGCCGUGACAAGCUGUUGGGAGAGCUGGCAGCCGGAGGCCCCCUGGCACCGGAGCUAUUGCCGCGGGUGGGCACAGAGGUGGCGGGUCGCAUGCCACACCAGCAGGAGCUUGAGAGCGACAGCAUGGACCUGGAGGUGAUAACUGACCAUGGCGCUGUCAAUCGUCGGUCACCGGAAUGGACGCUGGAAGCAGCCACAUGCCCAGCUGCUGGGCAGGAUAGGCAAAGCAAACUGAAGAGGAUGCAGAUGGAGGGCGCAGCGUUCCUCUCGAAGCAGCUCGAGGAGCAAGCUUUCCAGAAGGCGGCAGAGAAGGAGGAACAGCGAAAACGCUCUGCGCCCAGAGUGCGUCGAGGCCGAGAGCGUUCGGAUCAAGAUGCUGCAGCUGCUAUGGAGGAGGAGAGGCAGCAGGCAGACGAAAAUGCCGCCUUUCUCCAGCAGCAAAUGAGUCAGAAGGCCCUGCUAGCUGAUGUGUUGCAGUUUGCCACCAAGCUGGCGAAGGACCACAUGACGCAGGCUCCGCUGCCUUUGGUGGAGCAAUCGAUGAACAAGGACCCGCCGGGCCGGUACGCCCACUUCGCAGGAGAGAUUGGCACGAGCCAAGCGGCCUGGUGCUACGUGCAGCUAACGGGCAGUAAGGGCAAGGCCGUUCUGCUAACAAGCCUGACGCAAGAUGCUGCUGAACGCGCCGUCGAUCAGCUGAGAUCGUCAGGCUUUCUGGCAGAGGUCGAAGCCAUGCCUUCCAAGAAGGAGGAGGCUUGA
Messenger RNA from Symbiodinium necroappetens, 1014 nucleotides. The record is from the annotation of a GenBank genome assembly. NCBI's taxonomy places the organism in Eukaryota, Dinophyceae, Suessiales, Symbiodiniaceae.